Molecule: messenger RNA, 675 nt
Organism: Adineta ricciae
Lineage: Eukaryota; Metazoa; Rotifera; Eurotatoria; Adinetida; Adinetidae
Source: the annotation of a GenBank genome assembly
AUGGCAUGGACUCCGAUUCUUAUCGUCCUUACUGUCUGUCUUGGUUUUUCAACGAUCAAUGGUUGUCUCUCGAUGGUCAUUCCAUCAUCGUCAACACCAUCGAUACCAGAUAACUCCUCUAACACUACUACUCUUCCGUCGACUACAGCCAAUGCGACGCAUCACAACACAACAGCUCCGCCAACACACGUUCUUCGUGUACGGAUUCGUGUACACAAUUCGCUAAUCGAAACGUUAGUUAACAAGAAACAAUUGGAUUUAAUUGAAGUUCAAUUGCGACAACGGCAUAUCCCGUAUCGUCAAAUUCAGGAUAAUAAAGAUGGAAUAACAAUCAUCAUCGGACCGUUUCAUAAAUCAACGAAUCUAACUGCAACAAUGAUGAUGUUUAAUCAAUCACGUUUUCAUACGAAUUUUACUAAGAUUAUCCCGAUAAAAACAUCAAUUGGGGAUCAGAAGAAUCUAACUAAUACAACGAUUCAAUCCGAUGAAAAGAAGACUCCCAUGGAUCAUUUUCGAAUAUCUGUCGAAGCACAUGAAUACGAUCUCGCACAUGAUCAAGAAUCUUUGGAAUUUCGGAACUGUUUGGAAGCAUGUGAAAUUUAUGAACGCAAUGAAUUGAAACCUGAUCAUGAUUGUAUUCGAAAGAAAUGUCUCAAGGAUAUAACAGGCAUUUGA